AUGGAUGGCUACAAGAGUCAGGAAACUGUCGCGGUUGGAUACAGGAACUGGGAUGUUGGGAUGAGGAACAUUACCAACAGAAAGCUAGCACACGAACCAAUAACCGAUACCAGCUACAUCCGGUUUUCCGAUUCCAGAUGGACCGACCUAGAAAACCCAAUCAGCCUUGACUUUGAUGCUUGGCCAGGAGUUGUUCAGGUGGUAGUUCGAGUGUACGACCACGACGACAACGCGAUUGAUGGUGUUGAUGCCCAGCUGGUUGACAUCAUGCGGUUUGACGUCACAGAUGGUGCAUACGGUCCAGAUUUCAUCUAUCAAGAAAUAGAAGGUGAACGACCGGGGAAGAAAUCAGAUUUGGAAGUCGUGUUCCGAUUUGACUGUGGAAUGCUGUAUACUGGAAGGCAGUGCGACAACAAGUGUACGACAGAAUCACAACUCGACUGUACGGCAUCGGAAACUAUACCUCCUAUUUCAGCCGACUGCUUUGGAUUAACGACUGAUUCUUCAUCAGCACAGUCAAGUACGACAACUCUCAGUUCCGAAAAUACAUCGGACUUAACGACAUCGGUGUCAACAAAACACGCAAUAUCUUCUACCACUGAAACAACUACUGCGAUCAACAGAUCAACAGCGGUGAUUUCGACUUUUGAAUCUUCUUCGAUCUCUUCACAUCAUUCAAAGUUAACAACAGAGAUAACUCUCUCAACUAGUACCCAACAACUAACGCCGGAAAUGACGCCACCACCUCGUCUGCAUACUCUUAAGAAGCAGACGACAGUUUCUACCGAUGCAACCACACUGGAUCCGCCAUCAUUUUCACCAACAUUAGGUUCUCCGUUUCUAAUUCCUGAGAUGAAUGACUGGAAAAUUAUCCUGGGCUGUGUUUUAGGCGGAGUGGCUCUAGCAGCAAUUAUAGGAUAUUUGAUAUUUUUCAACAGACAAAAGUCACUGUUGAAGCGGAAGGAAAUUUACAGUGUAACACCAGAGAUGCUGAGUAUUGUGGAGGAGAAUGGAAUUACCGUGAGGAGCGACAUCCCAUUUGAAACAAACUCGACAUCCACGUAA
Messenger RNA from Gigantopelta aegis, 1065 nucleotides. RefSeq lists its product as uncharacterized. Lineage: Eukaryota; Metazoa; Mollusca; Gastropoda; Neomphalida; Peltospiridae. The transcript has 5 exons. Bases 1 to 1065 code for a protein of 354 amino acids. The record is from RefSeq and is a predicted model, not a curated record.